CACUGACGCUUACUUGACUCGAGUGAAAAGUGCGAGGAGAUUUUCCCAGCCCCUAUGUUCCUCACCGCAAUCAUCAUCGUCUCAUCUGCCCCUGCAUAUCAAUCAUCGCAUCUUUAAUUCCCAAUUCCAUGUCUGAUCCGCACGGAUCUAAGCCCGGCCGUCGCGGCGGCGGCGGUGGAUGCACCAAUUUAGCUUCGUGCAAAGCCGCCGCCGUUUUCCUGUUUGUCGUCGUCGCCGGCAUCGGCGCAGUCUUCUACUUCUUCUACAGGCCUAAAUCACCCCGAAUCGCGGUCGAAAACGUGAAGUUAUCCGACUUUUCAAUUUCAAACGGCACCGUCAAUUUCACCUUCUUCCAGUACGGCUCCGUCACCAACCCCAACCGCUACGAGUUCACUCACUACGACAGCACCAUACAGCUUAGCUACUUCGAUCAGCCGGUAGGUAUCACCUUCAUUCCGUCCGGGAAGAUUGACGGCGGGCAGACCCAGAAAAUGGCGGCCAAGCUCAUUGUCCAAUCCUACCCCUUGCCCCCUUCCUUCUCGUCGUCGCCGCAGCUGGUGUUAGAGACUAGAAUGAAACUGGUGGGGAGGGUUAGAGUGCUGAAGGUGUUCACACAUAGCGUGGGAAGCAAUGCCAGAUGUUGGGUGUUGAUUCAAGUUUCCCCAGGGCCUGUAUAUUUUCAUUGCUGAUAAUUGGUGGCUGCUGCCACUCCGGCCACCGCUGCGGCAGCGUUUAUGUCUUUUCUUACAGGAAUCCCCCAUAAACCGGAAACAGAAGGGGCUUAAUUAAUGUAUUUUCUCCCAUAUAGAGCUAAUCUAUAAAUAUUAGGAGCAGAUAGCAGGUGAUGUAAGAUUUGCACAAGUGUUCAUCAUCUCAUUUUGUGUUGCAUAAUUGCAACCCUACCCAUUACCAGAGAGAUUGAGCUAAGAAUUUCAACUCUAUUAUAAUCUGAUUAGCUUUACAAUUUCUUCUUUAUAUUACUCGUAAUGUUUUAA
This is a messenger RNA of Cuscuta europaea, 995 nucleotides long. NCBI's taxonomy places the organism in Eukaryota, Viridiplantae, Streptophyta, Magnoliopsida, Solanales, Convolvulaceae. The record is from the annotation of a GenBank genome assembly.